Messenger RNA from Tachyglossus aculeatus (Australian echidna), 773 nucleotides. RefSeq names its product chromosome X3 C6orf201 homolog (gene CX3H6orf201). Bases 33 to 761 code for a protein of 242 amino acids. Lineage: Eukaryota; Metazoa; Chordata; Mammalia; Monotremata; Tachyglossidae. The record is from RefSeq and is a predicted model, not a curated record. The transcript is spliced from 3 exons.
GUCAGAACAGGGGAGGAAGGGAGUGUAGGGGAAUGAACAAUGAAGGCUGUGUACCCCAAUUUCUGCUCUCUGAAUCCUCCAUGACUCAAUGGGCCGAACUCAUGGCCGUGGACGUCAGAGCCUCUCUAGACUUGCCGCCAAUGGCCAUGUGUCAGAAACUGAAGAGCUAUGAGCAGGAUAAAGAUAUCUAUCGCACCUUCCUGGAGCUCUCUACUCUUCACAGACUCCUACCUGAUCCUCUGAGGGAGACGCUCUCUACCUACAUUUGUGAAGAGGAUGCUUGGAGCGGUUUUAUAUACUCUUCCUUGGAAAAUCUUUAUAUAAGAAAGGAGCUACCAAGCAAUAUUCUUCUAACUCCACCGCCAAGUCAUGUGCCCCGCUGGGAAAGAGUCCUUUCUAACAAGAAGUCCAAGGAGAAUAGGGAAAUCAAGCUGGAGAUGGAACAGAUAAAGGAAACUCCCAUGUCAACUCUACUUGUCAGAUGGCUGCAAAGGAACAUGAAGCCCAAACAGGACCACCAGACAGCUACCAGGAAACUGUCUCAAUUUGGACCAUUAGAGUCAAUAACCACUUUGGGGCAGCAGACAGCUCUAGUUGUGUUCAAGGAGAUGGUUUCAGCUUGUAGAGCCGUGUCCACCUUUCCGGCAGAUGACCCAGGCACGAGCUUUCAGUGUUCCUGGCACCACAAAUUCAUGAACCAAUACAAAGUUCCUCGUUAUUAUCCCAGAAAAUCACGUUACUGCCAAUUUAAAGGCUGUUAGAUAAUUAUUUAU